Molecule: messenger RNA, 1490 nt
Organism: Urocitellus parryii (Arctic ground squirrel)
Lineage: Eukaryota; Metazoa; Chordata; Mammalia; Rodentia; Sciuridae
Gene: Nsdhl
Product: NAD(P) dependent 3-beta-hydroxysteroid dehydrogenase NSDHL
Biological process (GO): steroid biosynthetic process
Molecular function (GO): oxidoreductase activity, acting on the CH-OH group of donors, NAD or NADP as acceptor
Source: RefSeq, a predicted model, not a curated record
UUCUCAGCUCAUGCAGGCUAGGAAAAGAGAGGGGUGGUCAGCAGCUGGAACUCUGUGGGUGUAGGCCACGGACAAACGGAGGCAGGCUGAGAGAGCGCCAACAGACAGACGGGAAGAAGAAAAGUUGAGUGUAAACAAGACCAUAUUUUGAGCCAUAAUGGAACAAGUAGUUGGUGAGGCAGUGAGAGAACAGGUCACACGGACCCAUGUGAUAGAGGACAUUCCCAAGGUUAAGAACUGCACAGUGAUUGGAGGCUCUGGAUUCCUGGGGCAGCACAUGGUGGAGCAGUUGCUUGCAAGGGGCUAUACCGUCAACGUAUUCGAUAUCCGGCAAGGUUUUGAUAAUCCCCGGGUGCAGUUCUUUCUGGGUGACCUCUGCAACCAAGAGGACCUGUACCCAGCUCUGAAAGGUGUAAGCACAGUUUUCCACUGUGCAUCACCCCCACCAUCCAGUAACAACAAGGAGCUCUUUUAUAGAGUGAAUUUCAUUGGCACCAAGAAUGUCAUUGAAACUUGCAAAAAGGCUGGAGUUCAGAAACUCAUUUUGACCAGCAGUGCUAGUGUCAUCUUUGAGGGCAGUGACAUCAAAAAUGGAACCGAAGACCUUCCUUAUGCCAUGAAACCCAUAGACUACUACACAGAGACUAAGAUCCUACAAGAGAGAGCAGUUCUGGACGCCAAUGAUCCUGAGAGAAAUUUCUUAACCACAGCUAUCCGUCCUCAUGGCAUUUUUGGCCCAGGAGAUCCCCAGUUGGUCCCCAUCCUCAUUGAGGCAGCCAAGAAGGGCAAGAUGAAGUUCAUGAUUGGAAAUGGGAAGAACUUGGUAGAUUUCACCUUCGUGGAGAAUGUAGUCCAUGGACACAUCCUGGCUGCAGAGCACCUCUCCCAAGAUGCAGCACUGGGUGGGAAGGCAUUUCACAUCACCAACGAUGAACCCAUCCCUUUCUGGACGUUCCUGUCCCGCAUCCUGACAGGCCUUAAUUAUGAGGCCCCCAAAUACCACAUCCCCUACUGGGUAGCCUACUACCUGGCCCUUCUCGUGUCCCUGCUGGUAAUGGUGGUCAGUCCCAUCAUCCAGCUCCAGCCCACUUUCACACCAAUGAGGGUUGCACUGGCUGGCACCUUCCACUACUACAGCUGUGAAAAAGCCAAAAAGGUCAUGGGGUACCAGCCACUGGUCACCAUGGAUGACGCCGUGGAGAGGACCGUUCAGAGCUUUCACCACCUGCGGAAGGUCAAGUGAGGCACCCUGGAGACUGGGCCAUCUCAGUGUGUGCUCUGGCCACUAACCUUUUCCCCUGUGCACUGAUGAACUAAUAGCCUUCAAAUGAGUUCCUUCUGAGCUUAAGACUUCUUGCUAGUUAAAUGAGACCAUGCCCUGCUUCCUCCGUGCCCGUGAGGGUGACAAGAACAGCAGACAUUCCUCUUUUCACAGCAUUGGAUUUGAAUUUCUUAAAACAGGUAGCUUCAUAUCAUACUGUUUUGUUCUC